Molecule: messenger RNA, 4767 nt
Organism: Linum trigynum
Lineage: Eukaryota; Viridiplantae; Streptophyta; Magnoliopsida; Malpighiales; Linaceae
Source: the annotation of a GenBank genome assembly
CAUCAAAAUAAAAUUAAAAAAAAUAAGCAAAAUGGUAGCAAGAAAAUCAGAGGUCAAUCGUUUCCUAGCCAAACUAAACGGCUCUCAUCCACUCUUCCACUUGAUCACUCUAUCCCCAAUCUAACCGUCGCCUCAUCGCCUUUUCUCGUCCCCUCCCCCGUCACCGGCGGCCGCCAAGAAACCGUCCACCCAAAAUCAUCCAAACUUUCAAAGGGCCAAAUCACAUCGCACAUCUCAUUAAAUCCACAAACCCACCAAAAGCUAAAACAGAGACAACCCGAACGCCACACACUCACCCACCACUCUCCCUUCUUCCUCCUCCUCCACUAGCAGCCAUGGCGGCUUCGGCUUCUUCUACAUUCUCCCAAUCCCUUCUCUCCCGCGCCAUACCCAAUCACUCCGCCGCCGCCCACAAUUCGGCUCUCCCGCCUCACUCCCUCUCCUUCCUCUCCGCCGUCAAACCUUCCCUCCCUUCCGCCAGAGCCGCCGCAUCCUCACGCCGCCGCUCGACCCGAUCGAGCUCCUCCCCAGCCGUUGUCCGCGCGGCCGCCGUGGAGACUCUGCAGAAGACCGACACCGAGUUGGUGGAGAAAUCGGUGAACACGAUAAGGUUUCUGGCGAUCGAUGCCGUGGAGAAGGCGAAUUCGGGCCACCCGGGUUUGCCCAUGGGUUGCGCCCCGAUGGGUCAUAUAUUGUACGACGAGGUCAUGAGGUAUAACCCCAAGAACCCUUACUGGUUCAACAGGGAUAGGUUUGUUCUGUCGGCUGGACAUGGAUGCAUGUUGCAGUACGCCCUGCUUCACCUUGCGGGCUACGACGCCGUGAGGGAGGAAGAUUUGAAGCAAUUUCGUCAAUGGGGAAGCAAGACCCCUGGCCAUCCAGAGAACUUUGAGACACCUGGAGUUGAAGUCACCACUGGUCCUUUGGGUCAGGGAAUUGCCAAUGCUGUUGGUUUGGCACUUGCUGAGAAGCACUUGGCUGCAAGAUACAACAAACCUGAUGCUGAGAUCGUUGAUCAUUACACGUAUGUGAUCCUUGGAGAUGGAUGUCAAAUGGAAGGAAUCGCGAAUGAGGCAUGUUCCCUUGCCGGUCAUUGGGGACUCGGCAAGCUCAUUGCUUUCUAUGACGACAAUCACAUCUCGAUCGAUGGAGACACAGAGAUUGCGUUCACUGAGAAUGUAGAUGCUCGUUUCGAGGCACUCGGGUGGCAUGUGAUAUGGGUGAAGAAUGGCAACAAUGGGUAUGAUGAGAUCAGAGCUGCCAUUGAGGAGGCCAAGGCUGUCAAGGACAAGCCUACCAUGAUCAAGGUAACUACUACCAUCGGUUUCGGGUCACCAAACAAGGCAAACUCAUACAGUGUCCAUGGAGCUGCAUUAGGUACUAAAGAAGUCGAAGCCACGAGGCAGAACCUCGGCUGGCCCUACGAGCCAUUCCACGUCCCAGAGGAUGUUAAGAAGCAUUGGAGUCGACACACUCCCGAAGGAGCAGCAUUGGAAGCCGAAUGGAAUGCCAAAUUCGCCGAGUACUCAAAGAAGUACCCAGAGGAAGCAGCAGAAUUGAAAUCCAUCACGACCGGUGAAUUCCCCUCCGGUUGGGAAUCAGCACUGCCAACAUACACCCCCGAGAGCGCUGCAGACGCAACACGAAACCUCUCGCAACAAAACCUGAACGCACUCGCCACCGUUCUCCCCGGUUUCCUUGGAGGAAGUGCUGAUCUCGCUUCCUCAAACAUGACGCUGAUGAAAGCCUACGGCGACUUCCAGAAGUCCACUCCCGAGGAACGAAACCUCCGGUUCGGAGUACGUGAACACGGCAUGGGCGCCAUCUGCAACGGGAUCGCGCUCCACAGCCCAGGAUUCGUCCCUUACUGUGCCACAUUCUUCGUCUUCACCGACUACAUGAGAGGAGCCAUGAGAAUCUCAGCAUUGUCGGAAGCAGGAGUGAUCUACGUGAUGACCCACGACUCAAUUGGGCUUGGAGAAGAUGGGCCGACCCAUCAGCCCAUCGAGCACCUGGCCAGCUUCAGGGCAAUGCCGAACAUCUUCAUGUUCCGACCGGCCGACGGGAACGAGACCGCCGGAGCAUACAAGAUCGCAGUGGAGAAUCGAAAGACGCCUUCCAUUCUCGCCCUCUCGAGACAGAAGCUUCCCCAGCUUCCGGGAACAUCGAUCGAGGGAGUCGCCAAGGGCGGUUACGUGAUCUCCGACAAUUCGACGGGGAACAAACCGGAUGUCAUUCUGGCCGGAACAGGUUCGGAGCUGGAGAUUGCUGCCAAGGCCGGUGAUGAGCUGAGGAAGGAAGGGAAGGCGGUUCGUGUCGUGUCGUUGGUGUCAUGGGAAUUGUACGAGAAGCAGAGUGAUGAGUACAAGGAGAGUGUUUUCCCAGCGGGUGUAACGGCCAGGGUCAGCAUUGAGGCUGCAACAACUUUUGGGUGGCAGAAGUUCGUCGGGGACAAGGGGAAAGCCAUUGGUAUCGAUAAGUUCGGUGCGAGUGCUCCGGCGGGGAAGAUCUACAAGGAGUAUGGAUUGACAGUAGAGGCAGUGAUUGAAGCUGCAAAGUCGUUUUUCUGAGCGCCCUCAUGAACCAAUGUACACUUUGGAUGUUGGAGGAAAUGUUCUCCCCUGGUUUCUUGGCACGAAACGUUUCAGACGACCGAAAUGCAAUCAUCAGAAAAGACGGGACUUCUGCGAGGUCAGGGGGAGCCAUUCUUUCGUGGAGAAAUAAAGAACUGGAGAAUUGUUUAGUGAUAGAAAGAGCUCUCUCUGCUUCUUCAGUUUGGACUUGGAUUGGUGGAGUAGGUUUUCUUAUCUUAUGAGUUUGUUGUUGAACAGGAUGAGACUGUAAUCUCUCUGAUUUUGUAGAGCUGUUGAGACUACUGAUCAAUGGUGGGUGUUGUACCACUGUUCCUGAAAUCGUACUGGCAGAUCGAAUCACCGUGAUUGAUCGCUCAAGAUCUAACCCAUGUUCUGUCUGCAUUUUAAGCCGAAAUUCGAUACAAAUCGGACCACAGUGGCCUACUGUAAGUGUUAUGCUCUUGAAUUGGUGAGAUACUUUCCCAAUGGGGGGAGAUGAGAUUGAGAUAUGCUUUCUUUACAUGUCUGGAGACUGGAAGAAGCAAAGCAUAUUCCUGCAUUGAAGCCAUUGAUAGAGAGGACCCAAUCAGGAAGAGGCUUUGAUGGGCCAUUGUCUUUGUCUUUAACGUUAACGCCGAUGCCAUUCUUGAUUCUUCUCCUCUAAAAAGUAGGUCGCAGACAGCAAACACCCUUUGGCCUUUACCUUCAAACUUGAGGAGGCUCUUCUUCUUAUCUUCAACUUUCAUGGAGCCAACUUGCAAAUUUUGCGUCUCCUUUCCCUUUUUUCUCAAUUACAAACCCUGUUAGCAAAAUCCGUUACAUGAGUGUUUGGAAGACCUUAUCUCAGGUUCUUUGUUCACACUCUUUAGUGAUCCAGGUAUGUGAAAUGUUUGCAAUCCUUGUUCGAGCUCUCUGGUGAACCUAUAUCGAAACCUACUCAAAUCAAAAUGUGUUAUGCUCUCUUGAGCCCCGACCUGCCACAUACCCCUCGAGUCUUUCCCGGAAGAGUUGGCUUGGUGCAUCAAACUUGUUGUAGCCAAGGUUUCACCCAUUUCAAGCAAUGCAGUCAAAAUUGUGUUUUUAAAACUUAAAAAUUUACAAUUUUACUAUGCUUUUAAGUCACCAAAAUGCUAGUGAUGACAAUUUUUGACCUGGUUCGCUCGAUCCGACCCGAGCUGAACUAUUUGGGACGGAUAUUACCCGACCUACAAUAGCGUGAGACAGGGCUUGGGUAUUGGUUUCGACCCGUUCCGUCUUGUUCUUGACCCGUUCUUUCAUAAUUUGCAUUAAUAUCUGCAUGUACUGAUCUUCUUUUAACCUCUCUAAAAAUGAUAUCUUCAUCCCACAUAAAUUUUAAGAUUAUAUCUUUCAAUUAUUUAGACUCAAUAAUUCCUUCUACUAUAUUUAUCAUUUAUUUAUAAAGUGUUUUUCUCUGUAUUCGAGUUACAUAUGGACGUUCUUUUUCGAAUAUAAUAUUUAAGAAUAGAUCGACAUGUUCUGUCCCAUACCCACACGGGUAUUUACCCAACCUGAUUAUGAAAGGAUUGUAUAUGACAACUUCAUGGUUGCGAUGUUCUAUAACAGGGUUGUUCUCAGGUUUGAACUCCAUGUAUCAAGUUCAGUCCUCGGCCAUUGGAUCGGAAACAGGGAGGAAGAUGGGUUCACUGCCGACGAGAGAGAGAGAGAGAGGAUCAGAUACAGCUCAAGCUGAGAGAAAGAGAGCAAAGGCAGUCGGUGGUCCUAUCCUAUCCCUGCACGUGAACCCACAACGCAAGAAUCCAUGGGCUGGCAGCUUGCUAUAUUUUUGUAAAUAAAUACUACUGUCUCUAUCUCCAUUUUUUUUCCUUUUAUUUUCUUGUGGUUUCUUUCUUCCAAGUUAUGCUUUCCCGAACCCAGUUCAGAUUCGGCCCAAAUGUCCCUUCUCUCUUCAUUUCCUUGCACGAGAUCACUCGAAUUCCGAGUCCAUACAUCGAUGUUUGUUAAUGUAUAAUCAUAAGUCGACGUGAAUGUAUAUCGAAUGAAUCAGAAUUAAGGCACAAUUUGCCAUAUCACAGGCUUCCUUCAAGCAAGGUAUGCCCCGCAUGUUCGACGCCAAUUCUGCGCUAAAGUGCCAAAAGUUGUUGCGAAGAACGAUUCAGUAUACUCACCAAUUUAAUGCGGUCAAAAUCGCUUUUAAAAAACUUUUAAAACUUUU